Molecule: messenger RNA, 1996 nt
Organism: Phyllotreta striolata
Lineage: Eukaryota; Metazoa; Arthropoda; Insecta; Coleoptera; Chrysomelidae
Source: the annotation of a GenBank genome assembly
AGAAGCAGAAAUACUAAAAAUGUAAAUAUUGCAGGUUUUGUUGUGUUUUGAAUUUGUUAUUGUAAUAUGCAGUGUAUUCACAAAAUAUCUAUUAAAUUACUUCUUAUUAAUCGAUAAACAGUGGUAGUCGAAAUGCCUGUAGAUAUCAAGGAACUCACAGAGGGCUGGCUUGAGCUAGAAAGCGACCCCGGCUUAUUCACAUUACUUCUAGAAGAUUUCGGCGUAAAAGGGGUGCAAGUAGAAGAAAUAUACGAUCUCAAUAAACCGCUAGAUAGCCCCGUCUACGGUUUCAUAUUCCUCUUCAGGUGGGUCGAAGAAAGACGGUCCCGAAGAAAGGUGGUCGAGCAAAAUGAAACCUUUGUUAAAGACGAAGAUGUUGUCAACAACAUUUUCUUCGCCCAGCAAAUGGUACCGAACAGUUGCGCAACGCACGCUUUAAUAUCGAUAUUGUUAAAUUGUCCUACUAUACAUCUAGGUGAGACCCUGGCUAGAUUGAAAGCCCACACGCAAGGCAUGAGCCCCGAUAAUAAAGGCUGGGCUAUCGGCAACACACCAGAAUUAGCCUGUGCUCACAAUUCUCACGCUAUGCCCCAGGCUAAAAGAAGACUGGAGAAAGGAAGCGGAGUCUCUACAGGACGAUUUACAGGAGAAGCAUUCCAUUUCGUUAGUUUUGUACCAAUCGGUGGAAGACUAUUCGAAUUAGACGGUUUGAAGCCAUUUCCUAUCGAUCACGGUCCUUGUAACGAUAUGGAAUGGACAGAUAAAUUCAGAUCUGUAAUAACCGAUAGAUUGGGCAUUACAGCAGAUGAAUACAAUGAGAUUAGAUUCAAUCUAAUGGCUGUGGUGCCUGAUCGAAGACUGGCAAUUCAACAUAAACUAAAAAUGUUAAGAACUAACAAACAAAUUGUGCUAGAUGCUCUACAACAUUUGAUGAAAAUUAAGGAGAAAGGGACUGUGAAAACGGAGAAUGUAAAUGAAAACGAACGGGGUAGUUCUGCUGCAAAUAUCGAAGAGUCCGCAGAUUCCGUUAAAGAAGGUUCUCCAGAGGAAUCGAAUUUAAUUAAACCACCUGACAUACCACCGACAACCAGCAAAGUCACUUUAUGUCCAUUGGAUUACUCUACACCUUUAACAAUACAAACCUCCCCAGCUCCGAGUACUUCGGGCACAGACACGCCGUCUGAUUUGGGUUCUGCUUUCAAUUCCCCGACGCAAACCUGGACGAAUUGGGCGAACUCUUCGACUAGUCAAAACAGCCCCGUUUCUAAGGAUUUAAAAAGAUUUGUAGUGCUUCGAAUGACCGAACAAGAAGACAAAGAAAAAGCUGUUAAUGCUUUAAAUCCCGAAAAUCAAGAAAGAAAAUCUAGCGGGGGUCACGCUAGAGUGCAUACAAGCGAUGGAGAUCCGGUUAUAGCUGAAAAGAAGAAUCAGGAAUUGCUGGAGCCGCACACAUUCGCACCGAAGGACCUUUUGGCUUUACUGAGGAAUCUGGAGAAUGAAAUUUGCGUGUGCGAAGUUAGUCUUAAGGACGAAAACGACAAGCAAAACAAAUAUAGAGUAGAUGAUAGUAGAAGAACUCAUAAUUACGAUGAGUUUAUUUGCACAUUCCUGUCUAUGUUAGCGGAACAAGGGAAAUUAGCGGAUUUAGUGGAACAAAAUUUGGUUGUCCCAAAGCGACCUAAUAACUCAACACCCAUACCGAAACCCACUAAGAAAAAGAAAGACGGCGCUAAAAAGAAAAAGAAAGGUCGCUCAAAGGUGAAAAAAAGAAGAUAAUUAAUUGUUCGUUGUUGAUUGAGGCUUUUUAGUUAUUUUUUUUUUUGAAAUAUGCAGUAACGAAUUACUUAGAGUAUAAGAAAAAUCCUAUUUAUUGUUUAGCUUAAGCUCAUUCUGUGAAUACGAAUCUGUCCUUUAUAUCAGAAUUGAAAUGUUUAUAUUAUGAUUUUUAUAAAAUAUUGUAAAUGCGUUUUGCAUAAAACGGAUACAAUUUAUAUGA